AUGGAAGAUUGCAAGGUUGUGGUAUGCCCAGCGCUGGUUCUCCGUGAUCACUCGUUCCUUGCACCGGCCGGUAGGCCAUCUAACGCAACAUACCGGCAUCUCGAUGUGUUGAGUGUUGAGUGUGAUGCUGGUCAUGUGACUAGUGAUGUCACCACGCUGCAGUGCACUAAGACCGGCCUGUGGAGCAGUGCAGUCCCAAACUGUACACGUGUAUCAUGCCUAUCACAUCCACUGGUUGUCCACGGCUCGGUAACACCAUCUCAACAGAACUACACGUACAAUGACACCAUCACCAUACAGUGCCAGCCGGGUUUCGAAAUCGCCGACGGAGUGAACACCGUGGAGCGCAGUUGCCAGGACAACAGGACCUGGAGCGGUCCACUGCCGGACUGCUCGCGCGUACACUGCCCGAUUCUGACCGAGCCACCGAACGGGUUCCGCACGGGUCUCGGUCUCGGCGCCAGUGCCUCGUCCAACACCUACCAGAGCGUGCAAACGUUUGCCUGUGACGCUGGUCAUCGUCUAACGGCCGGCAACCCGGUGCUGGCGUGUCAACGUGACAAGACUUGGAACGGCACACGACCGACUUGCACAGUUGAGACAUGCCAGCUGUUACUGAACUCAAACUCUCACCCAGCCUUGGGGACAUCGCCGUCGAAUCAUGACGGUUCUUACAACUACACCAGUGUGGUGUCUGUGGCGUGCAAUGUCGGCUACGAGACGACCGACAACGCAACGCUGACGUGCCUGCCUGGACAUCGGUGGAGCUCGCCACCACCAGUCUGCAAACCUCUAACCUGUGGCCCAGUACCCAUGGUCGGUAAUGCCACCAUUAUCACUAAUACCAAUGUCAGCGCUGCACAUAUCUACCAAGACAACAUCACGGUGGCCUGCAGCAAUGGCUUUGCAAUGAACGACGGAACGACAUCACUACUGAUUACUUGCCAGCUGGAUAAACAGUGGAGCAUUCCGGCACCGUCUUGCCGCCCCAUUCAGUGUCCUGAGCUGGGUCAGCCGGCCAAUGGGUACCGCUCCUCCAGUGACCUGACGUUUGGCUCUGUCCAGCGCUUUGCCUGCAAUCAGGGUUUCGUCCUGUCUGGUGAUACUGCGGUACAGUGCAAUGCUGAUCAGGCAUGGAAUGGAACUCUGCCAAUCUGCUCAGCAUUUCUAUGUACACCCACCUCACCAUCUUCAGCCACCGAUAGCACUGGCACCAGUGGUGAUAGCAACGGCAAUUCCACUCGAGAGCAAGCGUUCACUUGCCCGUCGGGCUUCAGUCUUGUUGGCGCGACCACACUGAAGUGCCUCUUGAAUGGCACAUGGAGUGCCCCUGCCCCGGCGUGUAUACCUCUAGCAUGCGCUGCUCCGAAUAACACCGGACGGCAUCGCAGCCUGACAUCGAGGAACCUGACGAUCACCGGCACCAUCGUGUUUGCCUGUGACACUGGCUACAGUACUAGGGAUGCUGUGCGUGUGACGUGCGGCGCCGACCAAUCCUGGUCUGGUCCAUUCCCCGUGUGCAGUCCAGUGCACUGUCCAGUGCCCGUAGCCGGUCCAAAUGUCAUUCUAUCCGUUCCACUCUCGCCCGUCUUCAACGGUGCACCGCUUGUUGCAGCGUGCGAGUCAGGGUACCAGCUCUCGUCUGGUGAUCUGAUCCAAACGUGUACGUCGAACGGCAGCUGGUCGGGAAGUAUGGUGGUGUGUUCGCGGAUUCUGUGUCCUGCCAUUGCGGCACCAUUGAACGGUCAUCUCCGCCGUGUGCAGUCCACGUAUGCCCAGGGUGAUGUGCUGGAGUUUACGUGUGAUCCUGGGUUCAGACUAGGUGGUAGCAAGCAGGCAAACCUGACGUGCGUCAAGCAGGGAAUCUGGUCGCAUGCAGCGCCACGCUGCGAAGUGGUGGACUGUCUCGUCACCACCUUGCCACCACAGCUACAUCAGCGACCCGCUUACUCACCCGGAUCCUAUGUGCCGUUCAACACCACGCUGAGAUAUCACUGUGAUGUUGGCUACACAUUGCUUGGUGCCCGCACACAGCUAUGCCAACAAGCUGGUCUGUGGGAUAAUGCACUGCCACACUGCACAGUCGUGGAAUGUCCCAAUCCCGGUCUUGUCAAUCAUAGUGUCAGAGUUGGUGAUGAUUUCACCUACCUUCAAACCGUCACCUAUUCAUGUCUGCCUGGUUACUAUGCCGACGGACCGACUCGUUUGGAGUGCCUAGCAACGGGCACCUGGACAACCAGCAAGCCCGUGUGUUCAGCCUACACAUGUAACACAAGCUUCUCCUCUCCAGCCAACGCAAUCACCACCACCUCCAAGGGAGCGUUCACGCCCGACAUUACCCUCUAUGAGGAUGACAUCAUCUGGACGCGCUGUCGCUAUGGUUACGCCAGCACCACGGCAACUCGGGCUUCCUGCCGGAGUGGUCGGUGGAUGCCGGAGUUCCGACCUGAUUGCCAGCCUGUGACGUGUCCCGGGUCAACUCCCGAUCUCGGCGCAAACGUUGUGCACCAGGGAACCGGAAACAGUUUCGGCGACGAGCACUCGUUCUCAUGCCUGUCGGGUUACGGUUGGUCAUGGCCGUUUGAUUUCUUCAACAUCUCCUGCCAGGCCGAUCGUCAGUGGUCCUCCACGGCGCCGGAUUGCGUACGCGUCGCCUGCCCACCGUUGCCGACCAUCGCGGACGGUGCGUGGAAGAGUGGCCGUGUGGGUGCAGUGUUUGAGGACACGACCUGUGCCGUGUGUCACAUCGGAUACGAGAUAACCGGCGGCGGAACGGCGAACAGAACUUGUCAGGCGAACGCUACCUGGUCUGGCUCUGAUCCGCAAUGCUCUCGUGUUCAGUGUUCUGCGCUGGCUCCACCUGCUAAUGGCGUGUUUUCUCUGAACGAAGGAAAUCGAUUCGGUGAUCGGAUACGAGUUUCCUGUAACGUUGGUUACCGAUUGAACAAGGCUGACGUGCCGUUGACUUGCCUAUCGUCGAGGAACUGGUCUGAAAUCCUGCCGGAAUGUACACACGUAACCUGCUCACCCCCACCUGCUGCAGUCUAUCCAGCUAAUAAUUCCUCCUCCUCCACCACCACCAUCGUCAUUUCAGUACCACCUUCUUUACCGGCCAGCCCGCUCUCAGUCUUCAACUACACUCACGUUCACACGUACAACUGUCGGCCGGGAUUCCAGCGCGUAGGAGCGGCGACGACAACUUGUGAUGCCCAGGGUCUCUGGAGCCAGCCACCACCUCUGUGUUAUGUUGCUACCUGCAAAACAUCUGCCUUAUCGGGUGCCAUCAGCAAUGGACUAGUGACAGGCAGCAGUCCCAGCGAGGUUGCCAUCAACGCCACGGUAACCUGGUCUUGUGAGCUUGGCUAUGAACUGGUCGGUCAGGCCAUGUGCUCGUGUCAACAGCAACUCGCUAACAUGUCCGGCAAGUGGUGCAGCAGCUUACCAUCUUGCAGACGAGUUCAAUGCCAGCAGUAUCCAGCAGUUGCCAAGGCGUUCAUCGUACCCAACGCACCGGCACCGCACUACAACGAAACGGAGCACAUCCACUGUCCGCCCGGCCACACGCUGGAGCCGGGCGGAGGGCGCACGGCCAGCGCCCAGUGUCGCGCCGACCGCACCUGGUCCUACGUCGCCACUGCUUGCCUGCCGUCGCAAUGCGCCGCUCCCCCGACCGUGCCCAAUGCACACUACACUGGCAACACGUGGGUGUAUUCUAGUGCAGUCACAUACACCUGUGACCAUGGAUAUGUGUUGACGGCAGGCUCUCAGGUCUUGCUUUGCUCGACGAAUAGCACCUGGAAGGGAGAGCUACCUAAUUGUACAGUUGUAACAUGUCAGAUCAGUAAUGUCUCAAGUUCCUACCCCGGACAGCACAACACUACCGGAGUCAGCCGGGUGCGGUUUGGCACCGUGAUUCGCUGGUCAUGCCAAGUGGGCUAUCGACUGCUGGGCUCUCGAGACCAGCACUGCACGGCGACUGGACGCUUGCACGUUGGACCACCAUCCUGCCAAAUUGUAACAUGUCCAGGCCUGGCACCCAGCGCUCACUCCCAGCUCACGGCCAUCUCGCCGAGCAAUGCUGUCAACGCAGACGGCUGCCUCGACUACCGGACCCUCAUCACCUUCCAGUGCCUGUCUGGGUUCGAGAGCAGCGACAACACCAGUGUGCGGUGUCUAGGCACGGGUGCCUGGAGCAACCCAGCGCCCAUUUGUAGACGCAUUUCAUGCGGCCAGUAUCCCCCGGUAACCAACGGUUACGUGCGCUAUCCAUCGCAGCACUACUACCGAGAUCUGGCCACCGUGCAGUGUAACCAAGGUUACAUCAUGCCGGGCCAGGCGGAGGCGGUGCAGUUUGAAUGCUGGGCCAAUCGCACGUGGAGCGGCCUGGUACGGCAGUGCACGCCUGUAACCUGCCCAGACUUGGGCACACCGCACAGCGCACGUCUGCUCUCCGGUGGCCUGACGUACAUGUCGGUGCGUGUGUAUGAGUGCAAUGAAGGCUAUCAGCUGUUUGACGGCACCACGGUUUCCGCCGUGGUGUGCCAGAGCGACAUGGCCUGGAAUUCAACUCUACCCAAGUGCAAAAUCAAGCGCUGCGCAGCCCUGCCACUGGAUACCAACACUACCAUGAUAACACACGGUAUGAACUCAAGCAAUAGCGACGAGUCGUUUGACUACGGAUCAAGAUUAACGUUUGCCUGCGAGGAUGGAUUUGAAACCAGCGACCCCGUUAGUGUGUUGUGCCGGGCCAAUUCUACCUGGAGUGGAGUUGCACCGGAUUGUCGCCGUGUAUCGUGCGAAACACAUCCAGCCAUUGCCAACGCGACGGUAACUCCCGGUGGCAGCACACACCUGUUCGGAGACUGGGUCGCCAUCACAUGCCAUCGUGGCUUUGAGCUAGCCUCCGGUGAGCCGCAGGUGCGACGCACAUGCCAGGCGGAUCGCCGCUGGAGCGGUGUUCAGCCCACGUGCCAGCGAGUCUCCUGCCCGGAUCUCGGCCAGCCGCCCAAUGGUUACCGUGCCAACAGCGCCCUGUUGUUCGGCGACGUCCAGCAGUUUGUCUGCCUGAAAGGAUUCGUGCGUUCCGGGGAUGAGUACAUCCUUUGCCAGGCCGACAGGACUUGGAACGGCACGGUUGCCAUCUGUUCUGCUGUCCAGUGCCGUGCUCUCACCGCUCAGCCAUACGGCAUGCUCACUGGCUCUCAAAACAUCUACAACACGAGUGUGGUGUUCUCCUGUCCAACGGGAUUCACCCUGGUCGGUGCACACGUACUGGCAUGCAUGGAGAACGGCCAGUGGAACAGCACCACACCGCGCUGCCUGCCUCAGCAGUGCCCACCGCCUAACAACACCGACGAACACCGGACGAGCACGUCGAACACUACCGUUACGAAUGCGAUCAUGUUUGCCUGUGCGGACGGCUACGUAACCGGGGACGCGUUGAGUGUGCGUUGUCAGCACAACCAGACGUGGUCCGCGCCGUUCCCGCGCUGUCGCCCGGUGAAGUGCGCCGUUCCGCAGCCCAACAGCCAGGUGCUGCAACAGCUGCCAACUCUGCUGGGCGAGUACAACGGAGCACCGCUGCGCUCGUCCUGCGACGUCGGACACCAGACGGUGUACGGCGACACGGUGCGCUAUUGCCUAGCGAGCGGCUCGUGGUCCGGUCGCGGUCUGAUCUGCUCGCGCAAGUUCUGCAACCCGCCGUCACCGCCCGCCAACGGAUUCCUCGGCGUAAAUCACGGCUAUCGUUUCGGCGACGUGGCCGUCUUCCGAUGCAACUCCGGCUUUGAGCUGGAUGGCAAGAAUCCAGAUAAUGUCACGUGCACCAGUAAUGAAGUUUGGUCGCACGCCUCGCCAAACUGUCGACCUAUCCAGUGCGCAGAUCCAGGCCAUACUGCUAACGCCGUGCGCAGUGGCGGGAACCUAUCAUUCGCCGAGUCGCUGCACUACAGCUGCCGGCCGGGCUUCUCCCUGGUCGGUGCCUCCUCCAUCACCUGCACGUCCAGUCGUACCUGGUCGGCGUCGCUACCCUACUGUCAACCUCUCAUGUGCAGCCCGCUGCUAGCCCCCAGCCACGGUGCUCUCAGUAGCGACAACAAGACAUUCGAUGCCAGCGUGGAUGUCACCUGUAACGCUGGCUAUCUGCUGGCGCCUGGUGCCGUGUCGCGACUGACCUGCACCUCGUCACUGGUCUGGUCACGUCCCACACCGUUGUGUAUGCCCAUCGAGUGUGGCAACUACGCCGUGCUUCCCAAUACCGCUGUCGUCAAACCACCAUCACUGACGUUCAACCAGACGGCACACUACAGCUGUGCGACGGGCUACGUCACGCUGAGCGGCAGCUCCACCCGCCAGUGCCUGGCCAACAAGACCUGGAGCGGCAUGGCGCUGAACUGCCACCGACAGCCGUGCAUGGACCCGGGCACCGCGCCCAACACGCAGCGGUUCGUCUUCUCCAGCAGCCCCGGCGGCCUGGCCUACGGGGACAGUAUACUGUACAGCUGUGUACGCGGCUACGAGCACAGCAGCGGGGGCCGGGUGCUCGGCUGCCAGGCGGGCGGCUACUGGAACGACACGCUGUUGAAGUGCCGGCCGGUGGAGUGCGACCUGUCCGUGCUCAGCAUCAACCACGGCCACAUCGAGCCGCUCUUCAGCACGCUGGCGUUCGGCGCAAUGGCACACGUGGUCUGCGAUGCGGGCUACCAGGUCGACUUGGCCGUCAAUCGCGUGGAGUGCACAGCGCUGCGUACCAUCCUUGAGCCGGUGCCGCAGUGCGUCCCAAUUUCCUGCGGCUCGCCGGUAUCCUGUAACAUCGGCGGCCAUCGCGUCGCCGACGGCAUGGUCAGUAUCGUGGGCACGUUCCUCUACCAGUCCGAGAUCACUUUCCUCUGCAGCCCCGGCUAUCGACUCAUCGGCAUGCGCAAUGCCACCUGCCAGGCUAACGGCACCUGGACAACGUCCGCACCGCUCUGCAUCCGCAAGCAGUGUCCGACGCCGGUGUCCAUCCUGAACGGCAGUUUCAAUACCACACACCGCGACUUUGGCGGUGCCCUUCACUUCAGCUGUGACCCUGGUUUCGUGCUGGUCGGCCCGCGCAGUGUCGUCUGCAUGUCCAAUGGCGUAUGGGGUGCAUCCAUGCCCUCAUGCCAACCUGUCUCCUGCGGAACGCCAGCCGUCGGCAACGCUGUGGUUGUCACGGCAACAAGCCUCGUCGUCGGCAGCGUGGCGUCGUUCUCGUGUCGCCACGGUUACGUCGUCAUGGGCACCACCCGUACGGUGUGCGAACACCAUGGCAACUGGUCGGACCUCUCCGCGCGCUGUGUGCCAGUGGACUGCGGCAUGGCAACACUUGCCGUCGACGGUCUCAUCCUGACACCGGCAGUGCCGGCGACUACACUGGGCAACAGUGUGAACAUCUCGUGCCCAGACACUCACAUCUUGGUAGGGUCCACACGCAAGCGUGUGUGCAUGCCGGACGGUCAUUGGAGCGGUGCAGCGCCACAGUGCGUCGCCAAGCUCUGCCAGCGGACCACCUGCGACGGCUGGUGUCCGGCGAGUACUACGCCCACCGACCUCGGCGCCGGGGGCAACCUGACCUGGUUCAGCAGCCCGGGGGGCUCGACGGCCCGCCUGGAGUGCCCUAACGCUCCGCCGGACCAGUUUAAGUACGCCUCUCGAGAGUGCAGGCGUACCGACAGCAGCAGGGAAGCCGCGUGGCAGCCGGCAAACCUGAACAGCUGUGUGUUCUCAUCUCGGCUGACGUUGCUGCUGAACUCGUCAUUGCAGACGAUAGGUAAUGACACUGGCAGAGCUCAGACACUAGUUCACGCCACCGUCCUGGAGACCGAUUACAGCGCCGAGGAGUUGACGCUGAUCUGCAACUUGACACGCCACAUCGCCACCCUGAUGUCGUCGCGGUACUCCCCCGACCUGAUCAACGACACGUUUGGUCUGUUCAGCCACAUGCAGACGCUGGCGCUGGGCACACCCGGGGUCACCUCGCAGCAGCACUCGGACAGCAUCAGCGACUGCUUCAGUCAGAGCAUCCGCGCCAUCAUGAAGGUGGUGCCGACCGCGCAGGGAGCAACGGAGACAUGGUCACAUGAGAACAUUGCAGCGUAUGUAGGCUGCCCGGAGCCAAACCGCGAUCUCUACUUCCACGUCGGCAGCAGCUCCGGAAGCCGACUCAGCAUUCAGCCAACAGUGGCGGGCAUACGCUCGGCCGCCAACCUAGACUCCGGUAUGGUGUUGCCGGCUUCGCUGUUCUACGGCGAGACCUGCGCCGACUUGACCACGGCCAUCGUUGUGACCCGCAGCAGCGUGUUCUUCCGCAGUAGCACACAAACGAACCUGCCUCUCUUCAGCUCUCUGAUCUACGACGUGAACAUCGGCGAUCGCAGGACAAUACGUCUGAUGAACAACGACAUCAAGCUCUUCUUCACGGAUGUGCUCAGCCCGGUCAAAUACCCAGCGAAAUCAUAUCGGUCAAGCUGUCAAAGUCGAUCAGAUUCGCGUCCCUUGGAGAUUCGUGAUCUGUGGAGUACUGAAGGCUGCUCUGUGAGCAAUGUAGCCGAGAACAAAACACACCGCGUCGUCAGCUGUGCGUGCAGUCAUCUCUCUUCGUUUGCAACAUCUCUGGCACCAGCUCGCUCUGCAGCAGUCGCUGUGGAUCACAUUGAACUGAUCGUGUUCCCCGCCUCGCUUGCAUUCCUACUCUUCACCUUUUUACUGAUCCUGUGCAAGCGGAAAGCACGCUCACAGACACCUGGUCGUUCAGUGCUGGGAGUUGCCGCCAGCAUCUUCCUGGUCCAAGCCAGUCACCUGGUUGUUAUCACGGGACGCUUCAACGGAGAAUCCUGCAAGGUGUUCUCACUAUUCAUCAACUACUGGCUGCUCGUGGCCCUUGGCUGGAGCUCGGUGCUUGUCAAGCACCUGCACUCUUCUAUAGUGUCUGCUGAUAAGGCUCUCACUCCCAGCCACACACUGAGAACCCUGGGUAUCGUCUUUGGUAUUCCCGGUGUGCUGGUGCUCUUCGAAGCUAUCGCUACACAAUCAUCUUCUGCUCAUUACGUUGAAAAUAACUUAUGCUUCCUCGGAGGCGUACCAUCAUUCUGCAUCUUCUACGUGACACCGUUCGCCGCAGUGCUCUUCUUGCAGAUUGCGCUGGCCGUCUCGGCCGUCAGCAAAGGCCUCUCCAAGUCCAUAAUCGGCUAUCGCGCAAACCACCGGCUGAAGCUGCUCAUCCGCGUGGUUCCCACGCUGCCGUUCUACCUUGGCAUUACCUGGUCACUGGCGUUCUUCGUCGGCUCUGGCGAGGCCAAACUGCGCUUGCUGUUCACCGUUCUCAACGCACUGCAGGGCCUCUAUGUUCUAGUUCUCUGUUUGCUGACCCUGCGCAACACCACACAAGAGAACGAUGCGCUGCACGCACAGCUGUUCAACCAGCUGCUCAGCAAGAAGACGUCCAGCAAGGCCGACUCCAGGGAAUGCAAGGAGAGCGUGUUCUCCCGCGUCACUCUCUCCCCCAAGUCCAUGCAACGCCGGGCGGCAAUGUCGUCGCAAGAGGAGAUGGAGGGAGGCAUGAAGACCCCGCCACCAACGCCUAAAAACAUCCUGUACCAGUCGGACGAGUACUUCACCAACUCACUGGCCAUUGCGUUUGGCAAACCCAUGGAAUGCUAUUCACCAAUAUACGCACGCACCAACAGCACAGCAGGUGAGCUCGACGACGUACCCGAGGCUGUGCCGGCCGCCCGAAGCAAAGCAUCACUGUUCACUGUGGCACGCGACGCCCUCUCGAGCCGCCUGACGCCCAGCCAGAGCUCGUCACAUUGCAAGAGUACGACGGCGUUGGGGCAACUACGAGAAGGAGUGCCUGAUGGCCACCAGCGAGAGCCAUCUGCCCUUCACGGCCAUGCAUAGCUUCUCGGUGGGCAGUGCCGGGACGCUGGGCCAGUCCUUCAGCAACGUGGACAUGA
Sycon ciliatum is the source of this 9977-nucleotide messenger RNA. Its product is annotated as sushi, von Willebrand factor type A, EGF and pentraxin domain-containing protein 1-like. Lineage: Eukaryota; Metazoa; Porifera; Calcarea; Leucosolenida; Sycettidae. Gene Ontology annotation, biological process: cell surface receptor signaling pathway. The record is from RefSeq and is a predicted model, not a curated record. Gene Ontology annotation, molecular function: G protein-coupled receptor activity. The transcript is spliced from 27 exons. Gene Ontology annotation, cellular component: membrane. Bases 1 to 9921 code for a protein of 3306 amino acids.